This is a messenger RNA of Mya arenaria, 5494 nucleotides long. RefSeq names its product stAR-related lipid transfer protein 5-like. The record is from RefSeq and is a predicted model, not a curated record. Gene Ontology annotation, molecular function: lipid binding. Lineage: Eukaryota; Metazoa; Mollusca; Bivalvia; Myida; Myidae. The transcript is spliced from 5 exons. The coding region runs from base 528 to 1061 and encodes 177 amino acids.
GUUUUGUACUUGGCUGACUGUCACCAUAUUGUGAGCUAUUCAUCACUCAUGGAAUGAUGGAAGGGGUUUAUUUGAGUUCACCCUGCACAAAGUGCAGUUUGGGUGUUAAAUGGAUAUUUGCUUAUGUGAAUCAUCAGUAGCAAGCACAGAAUGUGAACAAAAACAUUUUUCAGUUUGAAUGCAAAGGUUACAAUAAAAGGCCUUCAUGAAAUGAAUUAUUUAUUCAACAAAUAUUUGGAUUACAACUUGUAUCAUUGGCAACCAUGGGAGACAAACUUUUUUGAAUGAAGUGUUAAUCAAGUGUUAAAAUUAACUGCUCUUCAGUAACCCAGUACUGUCAGUUGUCUCCGUAGGCGUGUGGUCUAAGUGGCUGGGUUAAAACUGGUAGUGAUCAGGCAGACCGAAUACAAUAAGAGCUUUUGUCAGAAUACUUUUUUCUAUGAAAAGUAUGAGAAUGAGCAUAUGUGCAAGUCAGAUUUCCAGAGAGAUUUCCUUGCAGACCAAUGAAACUGCCUCAUUAAUUUGUUAUGAUUACACGAUUUUCCUCAUCAAAUUGUCCACGGUACAAGGGUGAGUGUAUGUUUGACGCCCCUCCUGCCACUGUAUUUCGUUACGUCGACCCCCUACCUGAUAGCGCUCGCGAGAAGUGGGACUCCAAUAUGAAGAAGAUAGAAACUCUGGAAUGGCUUCAGAAGGACAAGUUGCGGAUCAACCGAGCAUGUACAGCAAGCGCGAUGAUGGGGCUGAUCUCGCCACGCGACUUUGUUGACCUCAUUCUUAACAAGGAGACUGACUCCUACCUAUCCACCAAUGCUGUGAGUAUUCGCUACUCAAAGUGUGCAGAGGAGAAGAAGUAUGUACGUGGGUGGAACUACCCGUGCGGCCUUAUCUGUGAGAAAGUGGAAGGAGAGCCAAACAAAACAAAGCUAGUCAGCCUGAUUCAGCCAGACAUCGGGGGCAUGUUGCCACGGACCAUGGUUGACUCGGCGAUUCCAUCAUCCAUGACUUCAUUCUUCUCUGAACUGAAAGAGGCCCUGAAGAAAGAUGGUAUCUCCAGUUGAACAAAUCCAUAUGGCUAGAUACUUAUCAUCUUCUCAACAACUACCAACAUUUUGUUACACAUCCAUAUUCUUAUUAUUUAUUCAAAAAGUCAGUGAUAUUUAGUUACGGUAUAUAAGACAAACCAUCCCUUAUAUCAUUACGUUUAUAUUGUAUACUGUUUGAAUAGUUCAGUAAAAAGAACACUUUUUUGUUUGGGACACAGCUCAGAUAGUUGUCAAGAAUCAUUGUUUGAUGGGUUAUGCAAGAGUUUCCAUAAAAAAGUUAUGCUGUUCUUGGAUCUUGUCUGGAGUAUUCUCUGUUAUGGAAUUUGUCAAAAAGGCUCCUAAUUAUUUUAUUUAUUUGUGUACUCAGUCUCGCCAUCCAGAUUUUUUUCAAGGUUAAUUGCCUUCUAAUUGCAUAUCCACUGACAACUCUUUGUUGAGAAUUGCAACCACUAUGCCAUCAGCAUUUAACUUGCAGCUCUCAGCCAACUUUAAAAACUCCUGUUGAAAGAUUCAACUGAUUUGCUGCUUUUUUCUCCAGAGUUGGAUAUUGGUCUUACAUGAGUAAUGUUCUUUUUAGAUGUGAAAUGUCCAUUGAAUUUACCCAACACGGUAUCAUAUUUAUUUUGAUCAUCUGCCAAAAGUUCUAGAUAAAUGUUCAGGGUAUUUUGCUAUGGAAUAUAUUGAAGAUGAAAUUUACACAUCUACUUUGUGCAAUUUUGAAGCUGUUUUUAUAGCGUAUACAAACGGUUUCUCCAAUCAUUCCCUUUUGUCAGCAGUGAAAAGUCAAAAUCUGGCGUAUGAAAUUUGUUCAUUUUGUAAUCUGUGAUUUAAUCUGGUGGUCCUGAAAAACUAUUUCAGUAGCGCUGAAUAUUUUCUUUUAUUUUUCGAAUUAUUUCCAUGCUCAAUAGCAGUAGAUUUCAUCCCUUUUCUGACACCAUGUCAUGAAAUUGGGUGGGCAGUUCAGAGUUUUAUACUGACAGUUAUUACUUUAAUACUUAGUAACUAGGGAUGGCAACGAGUAGUAAAAUUAAUACUUGAGUACUCGGACGAUCGUUCGAUCGAGUACUCAGGUACUCGAUUACUUGGAAAAAUUGAAUAUGUGUUCGCAAAGACAAGAUUGUGUAUACAUGUAUCGUUAAAGAUAUUUUGGUAAUUCACAUCUUAAUGUGUUGUUUUGGCAAAACUAUUUUGGAAAGAAACAUGAAUGUGCUUAGAUAUGUUUCGUCCAUUUUGUCUAGGUUUCUGGAAUAAUAAUAUCCUACAGUUCCCAGUCAUGAUUUUACUGAGAUUCAAACAGCAUUGCCCUACUUGUCCAACAGCAUUGCCCUACUUUUAAUGAUGUGUUUAUCAACCAGCAUUAGUGCCACAGUUGACUGACCUAUCCAUGGGCCUUAUUCACGUAUAUAUCUUAGCCUCAAAUGUAGACUUAGAACUCAAGACUAUGACAUUGGGCUGUAAAGCGGUGUUCACUAAUGUUUAUAAAAAAUGUACCUGAAUACCGCCCCAGGCUCCUGACAGAAUAGGCUUUAUAUUUUAUAGAAAGGCAGAACUAAAGAUUUAAUGAUAUGUCCCGACUCAUUGAUAUCUUUUUAUUUUUUAUAAAAAACCUCUGUUAGUUUAAAUCAACAACAGCAUGUAUUUCAUGAUGGGUUUCUAUUAUGUGUCAAAACUUAAAUAAAGAUAUGUAUUUUUAAUGAAAAAUAUUCUUUGAAGAUGAAAAAAAUAUUGAUAAAGCUAUUCUAUUAUAUCAGACAUUCUGUAUAUAAAAUUAUGUUUCUUAUGAUGAAAAAAAAACUGUAAUUAUUGUUGACAAAAUUACGUUUGUAAUUGGUAGUGCUUCUGUUGAAAUGUAGUGUGUUGUUCUCUUGUUUCAUGUUAGAAGUUUUAGUGCCAAAUAUACCAAAAAAUAUACAGUACUUAUCAUGACACAUUUCUACUAUCGACUGUAUUUUACAUUUACAUUGUGAAAGGAUGUUUAAUACUUGUUGUGACUUUGGAUUCUAAAUAAGUUAUUUUGUUUUAGGAUCCAAUAAUAUUAAGGACAUAUACCUGGUGAUAAGUAACAAAAAGGCAUAUUAAGUAGUGCACAUUUAUUUUAUCAACAGUGGGUCGUUUGGAGUUUAAAGACAGAGACCAGCAGCACUGGUUGAUUCUCAAAGCCAACCCAUGUACCCUGAUAACAAACCCUGGUUAAGCCUCACUGGCUAUAAUAAACAAUGAUUAUAUCUCAAUGACCACCUCUGUCAACUCCUGUACCGGAAUAGUAAAGCCUGGUUAACUCACAGUGCCCACCUCUGUAACCGUUGUACCCAAAUAGUUAACCCUGGUUAACUCACAGUGUUCACCUCUGAAAACCAAUUUACCCCUUUUACAUAAAUAGUAAUCUUUGGUUAACUCACAGUGCCUUCCUCUGUAACCCUUGUACCCAAAUAGUAAACCCUGGUUAACUCACAGUGCCCACCUCUGAAAACCAAUUUACCCCUUUUACCUAAAUAGUAAACUUUGGUUAACUCACAGUGUCCACCUCUGUUAAAUCUUGUACCAAAAUAGUAAAGCCAGGUUUACUCACAGUGCCCACUUCUGGUAACCUUUGUACCGGAAUAGUAAACCCUUGUUAACCCACAGUGCCCACCUCUGUCAACCCAUGUACUGGAAUAGUAAACCCUGGUUAACCCACAGUGCCCACCUCUGUCAACCCAUGUACUGGAAUAGUAAACCCUGGUUAACUCACAGUGCCCACCUCUGUCAACCCAUGUACUGGAAUAGUAAACCCUGGUUAACUCACAGUGCCCACCUCUGUCAACCCAUGUACUGGAAUAGUAAACCCUGGUUAACUCACAGUGCCCACCUCUGUCAACCCAUGUACUGGAAUAGUAAACCCUGGUUAACUCACAGUGCCCACCUCUGUCAACCCAUGUACUGGAAUAGUAAACCCUGGUUAACUCACAGUGCCCACCUCUGUCAACCCAUGUACCGGAAUAGUAAAACCUGGUUAAUUCACAGUGCCCACCUCUGUCAACCCAUGUACCGGAAUAGUAAACCCUGGUUAACUCUCAGUGCCCACCUCUGUCAACCCAUGUACCGGAAUAGUAAAACCUGGUUAACUCACAGUGCCCACCUCUGUCAACCCAUGUACUGGAAUAGUAAACCCUGGUUUACUCACAGUGCCCACCUCUGUCAACCCAUAUACUGGAAUAGUAAACCCUGGUUAACUCACAGUGCCCACCUCUGUCAACCCAUGUACUGGAAUAGUAAACCCUGGUUAACUCUCAGUGCCCACCUCUGUCAACCCAUGUACUGGAAUAGUAAACCCUGGUUAACUCUCAGUGCCCACCUCUGUCAACCCAUGUACUGGAAUAGUAAACCCUGGUUAACCCACAGUGCCCACCUCUGUCAUGAGCGAUUAAAGUAUAAAAAAACUUGAUAAACUCUCUGAUAAAUGAUUAUAGUAUAUAAAUAUUUUCAUUUUUUGGGAAGUACGGAUCCAUUUUUUAUACCGGUAGUUUGAUAUGCUCAUGAAUUGUUACGUUGAAAACUUUGUAAUUACAUGUUUUCAUAGAUACCUAAGUCAGAAGUAGUCCUUGUUGCGAAGAUGUAAAAUUGCCAGUGUUUAUGUCAGUGCAUUAUUUUCAAUGUGCUUUAGAUAUUGUGUUGGCUUGAUCAUUGAUGGUACUGUCUCUACAUUCUGGUGCAAACAUUUCAUGUCCUGUCCAUGAUAUUUGGUCAAGAUAUUGGAAUUAUUUCUUUUCAUUUUCAGACGUUUUGUGUGCUAGUAUACCUGAUCAUACUACUGGUAAAUAAAUCAUUUUGACCAAGCAUAUUAUUAUGUUGCUACUAUAUCUUCUACAUUUUAUUUUCAGACACAGUUUAAAACAUCAAUGUUUUUUGUUUGUUUGUUUGUUUGUAAUCUUAAAUUAUUUGUAAAACAGGGUAUUAUAUGCAUCGGGGAUUGAUUUUGUAAACCAAACUAUUUAUUUCUCACUGAAUGACCAAGGAAUCCAACUCAAUGCCUUUCUUGUAUUGAAUUAAAUAUUUUCAUUUUUACUCAUUUGUGAAGUAGAAUGUUAAUAUAAAAUCAUAAUAAAGUAUGUAUUUGUGUUAAGUGUAAUGACUAUGUCAAAUGUCAGUUUAAUAUCCUCAUGAAUUACAAUUAAACCAAUAUUUAUUAAUUUAUUUCCAAUAGUAGCUGUAUGAAUUUCAAUAGUUAUUAAUAGAUUUUCAAUCCAAUAUAAAAUGAAAUUUUAUAGAAUUCAAGUCAUGAAUUUCGUUGUACCAAUAUUGAUAAAGAUUUGCAAUUGAAGCAGUAUGAAGUAGUGAGUACUGCUUUGAAAGUUUCUGUUGUUGUGUUUUCCUGCUAAACAUUGUAGAGCCAGUGAUGUUUUGUGAUCUGUGAUGACUUUGUGAUCAAAUAAAACUGUAGACUCUUGUUAUGAGUCUGAAGUUGACAA